CAGGUAAACCGGUUGGUCACAGAGAUAAAACAGUCCAGUAUUUAUUAGGAUAAUUAUACAUGGUGCAUUUUAAAUACCAAGAUAUCCGUCAACUGCUGAUUCACAUACUGUUCAUAAAUGCAGAUAGUGAGCACUUGCUGAUUCAGAUACUGUACUUAAAUAUCAAGACAAUGAGCACCUGCUGAUGCAGAUACUGUACAUGCUGAUUCAGAUAGUGUACAUAAAUAUAGAAAAAGAAUGUGAGCACUUGGUGAUUCAUAUACUGUACAUAAAUCCCAAGACAGUGAGCACUUGCGGAUUCAGAUACUGUACAUAAAUACCAAGACAGUGAGCACUUGCGGAUUCAGAUACUGUACAUAGAGACCAAGACAGAGAGCACUUGUUCAUCCAAAAAAGAUCAUAUUCUACAGAAUAUUGGGGAACUAUAAUUUAGAUAGACAGAUCUUGUCUUAAAUGAAUUAAUAAUGAAGUUGACCAUGAGAAACACCAGUCUGGUCAAGAUAUGCUGCUAUUUAAUACUCUUUGUUUUGGGUGUGGAAUUUAUUUUCAUUAAUGCAACUCUGAUUUGGCUUUUUCUCAAAAUCAAAAAUGAACUUGCAGCUUUCAGUGAGCUUCAAGAUUUCUCAAUGGAAAAAGUUUUGAAACAUUUCAAUAUGGAGAAAGCACUUCACUAUGGAAAACAUGGAGGUUUUGUAAACAUAAUGCAAGAAACCAUUGAGAGAGUGUACAUGGUAACAUAUCCUCCACAGACCAAAACCAGUAAAGAACCACAAAUCAGUUUCUUUGGUAUUGAUUUCUCUCAAAAUAGGGAGGCAUCUUUAUUAAUAAAGAGAAUAAAUUCGAGACGGAACUUUCCAUAUAAAAGGUUGAUUGUAGAUAUCGGAGCUAAUGAUGGAUUAUUAUCAAGUAAUUCAUUUAAUUUUAUUCAGUGGGGAUGGAGUGCUGUUUUAGUGGAACCACAGAUCACAGAAAUUCAAAUGGCUAAAGUUAAUACAUUUAGAUACGUUGACCCAUACAAUGAUAAAAGUCAAAAUGUCAGUUUUGUAAGAGCAGUCGUUGGUCCAAAGAACGGAAUAGAAACCUUUGUGCUUACAUCCAAAUCAUUUUUCUCUGAGAGCCAUAUCUAUAAUCCAGACGAACGGCUUACCAAAAAAGACAUUACUAUACAAGUUCAAAGUUAUACAGUAGGAGAGAUAGCCAAAAUGAAUAAUAUCCCAAAAUAUUUUGGAAUUUUAUCUAUAGAUGCAGAAGGGUCCAGUUAUAAGAUUUUAAAGCAGUGGUUACUACUUGGUUAUAGACCAGCAUAUAUUAUAUGUGAAACUAUACACGAAAAACCGUUGGAAACUUAUUAUAAAGCAAUGGUAGCUAAGGGUUAUCGUAUAAUGUCUGAAAUUGGCUGGAAUGUGAUAUUUGAAUACCAAGAAGAUGUACAUGAUGAUGACAAUGAAUUCUGAAAAUCAGAAGGUGGUGGUAACAUAGAUCUCAUUUUGGUUUGGAUAUUUUGGGAUAUUUAUACCCCUAACCUGUGACUGGACUUUUUGACCAUUUUAAUACCUGAGACAGGAGAUAAUUUUACAAGUCUGCUUCCUGCUUUUUAGAAUGAAGUUUUGUAAUCAAGUGCAGUCAGAACAUGAAAUCCUGUGUAUAACUUUGUCAAGUAUGCAACAGUUGCAGCGGAAAUGAAAAGUGGUGGGUCUACUAGGAAACCAAUGAAACUUUAGCUUCAGCCAUCUUAUCCUGGAGCGGACCUAGAAUUGACUUUAGUCUACAGUGCUUUAAAAAGUUAGGUCUAGAAUAGAGAAGUUAUUAUAUUGGAUGAAUAACCACUGUAAUAGCCAAGAGAGAGAGAGAGAGAGGUCCACUUCACACAAACCAGGUCAUUUUGGGACUAAAAUGGUUCAAUGUUAUAUCAAUAAUUUGUGUGCGCAUAAGGGGCCUUUUCUUUAAAAAAUAACAUGAGGUUUAAAAGACAACUAUGCCUCUUGACUCAAUUACAGACCUUUUAUGUUCUCAAGCCCAUGCUUAAGACCAUACUUGUUUUAAGAUUUUGUACAAUUAUAGGCCUAUUAAUGUUAGAUAAUAUAGAACUUUUUUUACUUA
Molecule: messenger RNA, 2100 nt
Organism: Patella vulgata (common limpet)
Lineage: Eukaryota; Metazoa; Mollusca; Gastropoda; Patellidae
Exons: 5
Coding region: 465-1454 (329 amino acids)
Source: RefSeq, a predicted model, not a curated record